ACCAAUCAUAUAAUUCAUAUCUCUCUCGUAAUAUAUGAAAUCAUAUAUAAUUUCUCUCAUCACAUCCCAAAACCAAACAACACAAAAAGGGAAAAAAUACUAAGGCAACUAGUUUAUAGAAUGGAGAAAAGAGAGGACCUCUACCCAAACUACUUCGUCCAAAGCCCUUCAACGGUUAUCAAUGACCCCGAAUCCGAAUUCCAAUCGUCGACUCGUUCUGACUCAGCGCCAUUGGUCUUAGCCUGCGUCGAUGAAUUCCAAAGGCACUCAGAUUUCUUGAGAAACCCUGAAAACAAAUUCUUGUAUGAGGACGAUGAGAAAAUGUUGGUGCCAUUGCGGAGCUCCAGUUCGGGUUGGUGGAUCGUUCUGCAAGUAGGUUGGAGGUUUUUGUUUAGCUUAGGAGUGGCAUUGCUUGUCUUCUACAUUGCUACUCAGCCUCCUCAUCCUAACAUUUCUUUUCGAAUUGGAAGGUUUAAUCAGUUCAUGUUAGAAGAAGGUGUUGAUUCACAUGGAGCGUCGACUAAGUUCCUCACUUGCAAUUGCUCUAUCAAGCUCAUAGUAGAUAACAAGUCUAAUGUUUUCGGCCUUCACAUUCAUCCUCCAUCGAUCAAAUUAUUCUUUGGCCCACUCAACUUUGCAAAGGCCCAAGGACCUAAAUUAUAUGCGUUGAGCCAUGAGUCAACAACAUUUCAACUAUACAUAGGAACAAAGAACCUAGCAAUGUAUGGUGCAGGAAGAGAGAUGGAUGAUAUGCUUCACUCGAGAGCUGGAUUGCCUCUAAUACUGCGGAUAAGCAUAAUUUCCGACUUUCGAGUUGUCUGGAAUAUUAUUAACCCUAAGUACCAUAACAAGGUCGAGUGUUUAUUGCUCCUUGGUUACAACGAGAGGCACAUCGAGAUUACGAUGAUAAGAGAAAAAUGUAGAUUGGUAUCUUAAUCAGAGAUUAUAUCCAAAGCCUAAGGGCAUUGGAGAGUGCAGGAAAUAAAAUAAUAAUAGAUGCCAUGAUUAACUUAUGUAAUAUUGUCAAAGUUUUUUCUGGGAGAAUUGUAAUUUUAUGAGUUCACUAUCGGAUCGGUCCAUAUUUUGAGUUGUAUUCAAAUGGGGCACGCCAUUUGUAUUCAGAGUUAUAUAUGUUGUUGAUAUAUUGUUA
This is a messenger RNA of Camelina sativa (false flax), 1150 nucleotides long. RefSeq lists its product as uncharacterized. NCBI's taxonomy places the organism in Eukaryota, Viridiplantae, Streptophyta, Magnoliopsida, Brassicales, Brassicaceae. The record is from RefSeq and is a predicted model, not a curated record.